This is a messenger RNA of Anoplophora glabripennis (Asian longhorned beetle), 1455 nucleotides long. It is a transcript of the gene Fdh, whose product is annotated as alcohol dehydrogenase class-3. The record is from RefSeq and is a predicted model, not a curated record. The coding region runs from base 222 to 1358 and encodes 378 amino acids. The transcript is spliced from 7 exons. Gene Ontology annotation, molecular function: zinc ion binding; S-(hydroxymethyl)glutathione dehydrogenase [NAD(P)+] activity. NCBI's taxonomy places the organism in Eukaryota, Metazoa, Arthropoda, Insecta, Coleoptera, Cerambycidae. Gene Ontology annotation, cellular component: cytosol. Gene Ontology annotation, biological process: formaldehyde catabolic process.
AUCUUCCACGUUAGUUUCGUCCUAGAGAAGGACGCUGAAGGGAGUUAAAUCUUAUAUUGGAAGGUAACUUUAAUCACAGUUAUCUAUCUAUUCUGUAGUCUAUUAUCAUUAUCUAUUUAUGAACUAACUGUAGUGGUGUAAAGGUUCGCCGCGAUAAUCUCAAUUGCUAUAAUAAAUUUUUUACAUACUUUAGUUAAUUUGUAAGUGCCUACGAUUUGAUAAUGAGUACUGCAGGCAAGGUAAUCAGUUGCAAGGCCGCAGUGGCGUGGGGACCUAAAGAGGAGCUGAAGAUAGAAACCAUCGAAGUAGCUCCACCAAAGAGCCACGAAGUGAGAAUUAAGAUUCUUUAUACCGCCGUUUGCCACACUGAUGCAUAUACCUUGAGCGGCCAAGAUCCUGAAGGCCUAUUUCCCGUUGUCUUGGGACACGAAGGUGCUGGUAUUGUAGAAAGUGUCGGAGAAGGCGUUACAAGUGUUAAGCCAGGUGAUCAUGUCAUUCCUCUCUACGUUCCACAAUGUAAUGAGUGCAAGUUCUGCAAAUCCCCAAAAACGAAUUUAUGCCAGAAGAUCCGUAUACCGCAAGGUAGGGGAGUCAUGCCUGACGGUACCUCCAGAUUGUCUUGCCAAGGGAAAAUGUUGCACCAUUUCAUGGGGUGUUCUACCUUCAGCGAAUAUACUGUCGUGGCUGAUAUUUCGGUAGCCAAGGUGAGCGACGAUGCUCCUUUGGAUAAAGUCUGCUUGUUGGGUUGUGGAGUACCUACCGGUUAUGGGGCAGCUCUCAACACCGCCAAAGUAGAAAAAGGCAGCACUUGUGCUGUAUGGGGACUGGGUGCCGUUGGCCUAGCUGUAGGGCUCGGAUGUCAAACAGCUGGUGCUUCUAGAGUCAUUGGCGUAGAUAUAAACCCCGAAAAGUUUGAAAUUGCAAAGAAUUUUGGUUUCACCGAGUUUGUGAACCCCAAGGACUACGAGAAGCCCAUUACAGAGGUUCUGAUUGAAUUGACCGACGGAGGCCUAGAUUUUACCUUCGAAUGCGUUGGAAAUGUGCGCACUAUGAGGGAUGCUUUGGAAUCCUGUCACAAAGGUUGGGGGGUCUCUACUAUUGUAGGGGUAGCUGGUGCUGGGCAAGAAAUCAGCACCAGACCGUUUCAGUUGGUCACAGGCCGUGUUUGGAAGGGCACAGCCUUUGGAGGUUGGAAAAGCCGAGAAAGCGUACCCAAACUGGUGGAGGAUUACCUAGCGAAAAAAUUGAAACUAGACGAGUUUGUUUCCCACUUUCUUACAUUCGAAAAACUAAAUGAAGCAUUCCAUCUCAUGCACAAGGGUGAAAGCAUCCGCACGGUUCUGUCCGUUGCCCAAUAAUUUCCGCUUACUAGCUUAGCGUUGGUCUUGGUUGCACGUUACCUGAUAUUAUUCCUGUCACUUUUUAUUGGUUAUUAAAUAAAACUUUAUGCAUUUU